GGAUGACUGGAUGUUAGUAGCUGGUGUCUGUUCCUUAUCGGCGGUUAUAUCAUUGCACCCUGCGACAUCGUUCUUGUUCUUCCGUCUUAUGACUGUUGAUUGCGGGCCAUUCUUAUUGUUAAUCGAAUCAAGUGUACCUUUGACCAGAAGCUUCGCUUUAUAGUUCCAAGCACAAUGUUGCGCUGGUACCAAGCGAAGCUGGCCAAACAGCCGAUCCUGACCGCCAGUGUCACCAGCUUGGUUUUGUUUGGCAGCGGCGAUGUCCUCGCUCAGCAGCUAGUCGAUCGCAGAGGAUUUGACAAGCACGAUGUAGCAAGAACAGCGCGCAUGGCUCUCUACGGAGGUGCGGUCUUCGGCCCGGCUGCCACGGCCUGGUACGGUAUCCUGCAACGCCGUGUUGUCCUCCAAAAUGCCAAAGCUACCCUCGUCGCUCGUGUUGCUGCCGAUCAGCUGCUUUUCACGCCCAUUCAUUUGACCUGUUUCUUGUCGUCCAUGGCCAUCAUGGAGGGCUCCGACUCGAUUGAGAAGUUGCGCAACAGUUUCGUGCCCAGUUACAAAGCAAACCUCACCAUUUGGCCUCUGGUUCAGGGUGUCAACUUCGCCAUCGUGCCGCUGGAGUACCGUGUCCUGGUAGUGAACCUGGUCAGCUUGGGCUGGAACUGUUUGUUGAGCUUGAUCAACAGCGGCGAGAAAUGAUAUGCCUUUGCUCUGUGCUAAUCAGCACUAAAUCAUAGAUACCCGUCGAAUCUCCGACUAUGAUGUUUUGAUCUUUUAAGCAGGUCUCUUUCGGGCCAUAGCGGGUUCUUGGCAUUUGUCUGUUUGCCUUGGAAUUCAGUUCGAUGAUACUUUCUUUUUUUUUUGUUUCGCUAGAUCUCAUGUGGCUUGAAUAGAGCCAUAUUCAUAUCGCAUGAAUAGAACCU
This is a messenger RNA of Aspergillus homomorphus CBS 101889, 920 nucleotides long. Its product is annotated as Mpv17/PMP22 family protein. The transcript has 5 exons. The coding region runs from base 175 to 696 and encodes 173 amino acids. NCBI's taxonomy places the organism in Eukaryota, Fungi, Ascomycota, Eurotiomycetes, Eurotiales, Aspergillaceae. The record is from RefSeq and is a predicted model, not a curated record. Gene Ontology annotation, cellular component: cytoplasm; membrane; mitochondrion.